AAGCCUCAGAUAAGUGAACACCUACGCAGAUAGCGUCCAUCCGACAUGAAGCUUGGGGCUCAAAACUCCGUAUGCUCGGCAAAUAUUGCUACAAUACUUUUCUAUUUUGUCUUUAGUACUGAAUUUGUUAACAUCUAUAGUAAUGGACCUCUGAACCUCCCAAUGGUAUUAAACACAUCUGAGCCUCUUUUCUUGUUCCUCUGGAGUUACAAAAUUCGUAGACCAGAAGAAGCGUGCAAGGGAUAUGAUUGCCUCAAAGAAACUGGAAGCUGUGAACAGAUGCGGAAAAUUGCGCUUGAUAAAUAUAUGUACAAUUUUACAGUGUCCAAACUUAGGAACCAAAGUGAAUGGGACGAACAGCAACGCGUGGGACUAUUUGGUAACAAUACAGACCCACCAGUUUCGAUGAAAGUCUACAACACAACAGGUGGUACUGGCAUGUAUCAAAAUAUGACGCUUAUUUAUAAUCAAGAAAAAACUUUCAACUGUAGCGUCUUCAUCGUCAGUGAACAAGACACACAAAAUGCUGGUGCUACGAGGUGCGCCAUGUAUGUGAAGGGGAAACUUCCUAAUCGUGUGUAUCCUCCACUGCAAUGCCAGAUUGCAUUCAACACUUGCGGUGCCUCGAAGAAAGUAUAUAAGCCAUACACGUGGACUUGUGAAGUGCAUAUGGAGUAAAGUAACAAGAAGAGUCACUCAAAUAAAGUUUAUUCCUAUACUAUCCCUACCCUGUUCGAAAUAUGGUAUAAGUAA
Dermacentor silvarum is the source of this 753-nucleotide messenger RNA. RefSeq lists its product as uncharacterized. NCBI's taxonomy places the organism in Eukaryota, Metazoa, Arthropoda, Arachnida, Ixodida, Ixodidae. The transcript has 5 exons. Bases 46 to 678 code for a protein of 210 amino acids. The record is from RefSeq and is a predicted model, not a curated record.